Molecule: messenger RNA, 1228 nt
Organism: Pyrus x bretschneideri (Chinese white pear)
Lineage: Eukaryota; Viridiplantae; Streptophyta; Magnoliopsida; Rosales; Rosaceae
Exons: 2
Coding region: 653-1168 (171 amino acids)
Molecular function (GO): acyltransferase activity, transferring groups other than amino-acyl groups
Source: RefSeq, a predicted model, not a curated record
GAAAUUUGCUAUCCAAUCAAUAUAGAAACUAGAAAACUCAUCACAAUUGAAUAUUUUUAGUACCAUCUCUUGUAACCAUCACAAAUGGAAAUGGAAAACAAAUCCUUGGAAAUCACACUACGUCCUUAUAGGCUCUCAGAUGCUGAGGACUUCUCGAAGUAUACUGGGGAUGAAACGGUAACACAAUUCACUCGUUGGAACACCUUCAAAUCCAAGGAGGAAGUACUUUCCUACAUCAAUGACGUUUGUAUUCCUCACCCUUAUUGCAGAUCCAUCUGCAUCAAUGACUGUUCGAUCGGAAUGGUCUUCGUCAAGCCACAAGAUGGUGAUGACAAGUGUCGAGCGGAGAUCGGGCAUGCGUUAGCAGCCGAGUACUGGGGACAAGGCAUACUAAUCAGAGCUGUGAAGAUGGCCAUCACUGAAGGGUUUAAAGAGUUCACUGAUUUGGUUAGAAUGCAAGCUUUGGUUUUGAUAGAGAACAAGGCCUCCCAGAGAGUCUUGGAGAAACUUGGUUUCCACAUGGAAGGUCUCUUGAGGGAGUAUACCAUUCACAAAGAUUUUGGAUCACACAUAAUCGUAUGACUGACUACUUUAUACCCCCUAUUUAUAUAUCCCAAUUGAGCUUGGAACCAUCUCAAACUUCCUCAAAGUUAUGGAGUCCUCAAGAAUUUCAAUGCGUCCUUUCAGAGUCUCCGAUGCUGAUGACUUCUUGAAAUGGGCGAGUGAUGACAAAGUGACGCGCUAUUUGAGAUGGAACACCAUAACCUCUAGGGAAGAAGCCUUGGCAUACAUUGAGAAGGUUGCUAUACCACACCCAUGGCGCCAGUCCAUCUGUCUGGAUGACCAUUCGAUUGGAUAUGUUUCGGUCAAGCCCGAAGCGGGCGAUGACAUGUGUAGAGCCCAUGUUAGCUAUGCCGUGUCUGCAGAAUACUGGGGACAAGGGAUUGCCAAACAGGCACUGAGGAUGGCCAUGUCUAGAGUGUUCAAAGAGUUCCCAUGUUUGGUGAGGGUUGAGGCUUUGGUGGAGGUUGAGAAUAAGGUUUCCCAAAUGGUUUUAGAGAAAGUUGGGUUUGUGAAAGAAGGUUUGUUAAGGAAGUAUGGUUAUUGUAAAGGUGAGAUUAGAGACAUGUUUAUCUACAGCUUCUUAUCAGCUGACAAGAUUAUGUGAUUCAUCUGUUCAAAUUUUCUUAGAACAUCUCUUAAUGGUUUGGUUUCUUACUUUGAGGAA